Lasiosphaeria miniovina is the source of this 2475-nucleotide messenger RNA. RefSeq lists its product as uncharacterized. The transcript is spliced from 5 exons. NCBI's taxonomy places the organism in Eukaryota, Fungi, Ascomycota, Sordariomycetes, Sordariales, Lasiosphaeriaceae. Bases 1 to 2475 code for a protein of 824 amino acids. The record is from RefSeq and is a predicted model, not a curated record.
AUGGGCUGGCCGCGGAAAUCAGGCGUCGGCCAAUUGGAGGCGGGAGCGGGGUGCUGGUCUCGCUGGGGCAAUUCCGGCGACGAAUCGGCCACGGGCCAGGGCACCUCAGCUGGGAAGCUUCGGGGAGGGCAAGGAUCUCCCCAAUGCGUGCUGCGUGCAUCUGUUUGCGAUAAUUUUCUUCCCUUUUCUGCCGCCCACGGCGCAGAGCCGAUCGUUGGGAAACAAGUUGAAGCAUCCACCAUCAGCGUGAACGUGAACGUGAACAUGUCCGAGUCACAGCCUUUGCAGCAAAUGAUGGUGAACUUGAGGACACCGCCUCGAACUCUCAACAGCCGGGCAAAAUCACCACCCAUGGACCUCGAUGCCUCGGCCGACCCCAAGAAGAUGGAACACAGGCGGGGCCACUCGCAAGCCAGGCAGCCUCCUCUGCAGCCAAGAGACCUAGUCCGGGCUUGGGACUCCAGACCGGCCAGUACAUCUCGCUCGAGCCGGCCAUCGAGCACAGCUUCGUCACCACCUGGCCGAGAGCAACGGCUAUCCAGCGUGCUCGUGCCCAAGCCACCGUCAAUGCACCGUCAAACGGCCAGUAUCACAACCUCUUCCUCGAAUCGGUGGAGCAGUCGGUCUCAGCAGCGCGAGAGCUAUUCGUCUCGUCUUGCAUCCAUGAGGAGGGAUGUCGCCGAGAGCAUGGCCGACAGCCAGGGUCGUCUGUCCAUGGCCGCAAAUGACGUCCAGAAGCCCGACCGGAUGGCGCUUGGAGUUGCCCAGAAUCCCGAUGACGGCCUGGUCUCGGAGAUCUGCCACUCGAUUGUGAGAGACCGGUACAGCACCGACCCGGACAGCUCGACCAAAGCCUUGAGGAUAUGGAAUGCCGUAACUGCGUGCCUAGACGAGAUCAACGACUCCAUCGAGGGCACCUCAUCCGAGGACACGCUCGUGAAUGGCCGCCAUGCUCGGACGGCAACCCGCACGAGACACGCCCGACGGAUUAGCCAUGACCGAGACCCUUGGCGCGGGCGGUCAUCGGGAGAUGGCGACUUAUCCAACCCUGGUCAUGGAAAGGAGAUGGCCGAGGCUCCGGCGGCGGGGGAGAGAGUGCAGUAUCAAUGUCCGUUUAGGAAGCGGAACCCGGUCCGGUUCAACGUCCGUGAUCAUGAAAGCUGUGCCAGGACCCCGUUUCACUCAAUAUCUGGCUUGAGGGUGUUUCGGUGUCGGCGAUGCAGGUCGGAUUUUGAGAGCGAGGCCUCACUUGACAGCCACAUAAUGCAGCCCCGAGAGUACAUGUGCGAACUGCGGUCUGCACCAGGGAGCGAUGACCCGGAAGAUGGAGUCACCGAUGGCGUCUAUCAGGUGUUGGCUCGUGAGAAGGACGAGUUUGCGGGAUGGACAUGGGAUAAGCUAUGGCGCGCCAUCUUUCCUGGGAGCGAAGAGAUCCCCAACUCCGUCACCGAACUCGUCGAGUUCGAGCAAGAGAUGGCCAACGACCAAGAAUCGCUCAAAUCAGAAUUGCAGGAGAAACUGAGGCUCUUGCUCCCAAACAGCAUCGAAGAUGACUUCUGCCACUUCUUGGCGGGGCAGCUGGAGUUUGUGUUUGAGACGCACCAAGCAAACGUCACGAGGAAAUGUCUCAAUAAUGUAGACUCAACAAGAAGUGAGCAGUCGGCCGCGACCAGGACGCGGCCAAACUCUACACAACAAGAGGGCAUCCUGAAGCGGCAGUCUCGCAGGUCACGGCAAAGCACGCUCUUGCAAACCACUGUGAGCUCUGGCGGGCACAGGAGAACGCCGAGUGACAAGUCAGACGCUGCCAGAAGGCAGAGCAGACGGGGACCGCGAGACGACCAACCUACCCACCCUACCAAAACUGCCCGCCGACUGCCGUCGCUCUCCGGCAUGCUCCGCGGCGGCAGCCAGUCUCCACCAUUACGAUUAGCGGCAGCAUCAGGAGCAACGAGCUCCCCAGGCACCAUGUCAUCGUCGUCAAACACGGCCUUCGACAGCGACAACAACGACGUGAUGGACUGCAGCGCCGACGACUACGCCAACGGCCGCGACUCCCGCGACUCGGGCAUCGGCAUCCCGUGCGACGUGUGCGAGAUGGAGUCGUGCCGCUGCCGCGAGAUGAUCCUGUCUUAUGCUGCCGAGGAUAAGGCUGACGGCCGCAAGCCUCGUGGCCACACCCAGGUCCUUCAGGCAUCCUCACCACCGCCACCACCAACAGCAAAUGCGAGCCAAAAGACGAAAGAACCAGCAUCAACGUUCUCCCUCAGACGCCAAACCAACCUGCGCAUCAAAACCGGCGGCAUCGGGUUCCGCGCAGCAACCCUGACGGACGGCGACGCGGACGGCAAAGUCUUUAGCCCAGGCGGCGGCGGCGGCGCCUUCUCCCCGCAGUCGUUCAAGCAGCGGCUGCUAAGGAAGCAGCACACACCAUCCUUCUACGGUGCCGCACAUAUGAGCAGCUGGACGGCCUAA